CUAUUAGUCCCUGCCUAGUCUCUCUUGCCUCUACUCUUUCCCCUUACUCACCCUAUUUGUCAUAAUACAUCUAUCUAGACAUGUCAGCAGCACUUCCCAAUACUGCUUUCCCUUCAAUUGUUGAAACAGCAGCAGGACUAAGCCCUGCUGCAGUUGUCGGUGCUGCAGCUGUCGGUGCUACAGUUGCUGCAUUAUCGACCGGGUCAGAUGUAGGCAGCGACGGAGCAUCUAGCAAAGACGCAAAGUCUGGUCCGGACAUCACCCAGAUGGACUUGCUAAGCGGUGUGCCCACUGUCAUUGCUUUCAUUUUCACCAUUGCCCAAGCGACAACAACACCGCUGGAUAUAGCACGCCCAGCGCUGGACAGGUUUCUGAGAUGGCUUGAGGACAGCAUCAAGCAGGACUUUGACGUGUUUCUCUAUUCAUGCACCAAGGAGUGCCAUACCUGCCGCUACGAACUCACGAAAGAGGCACUGCUCAAGCGGCUGAAGAAAAACACUGGCGUCAAAGGCAUGCCCGGUUGCGUCGGGACCGAUCUAGUUACUGUAGAAGAUAUAAUGGGGAUCAUUCAGGACGGCAGCGGCGACACAUUGCUUGAGCUGGCGCAUAUUGGCGGCUACACUGACAUGGAUAGCCUGCGUGGUGCUGUGUGCUUCAACAAGUAUGUGCCCAAGCGGCUUCAGGUUAUUGUGCUCUGGCAAUGGAUACAUGUGCUUACCAGGCUGUUCAUCUUUGACCUCUUGCCUGCAAUCGGACGGUAUACCUGGAGCACCAUGAGAUGGUUCGGCCGGUUGAUUCGGAGCACAGAACGGAAGUUGAAGGACAAAAAGAUCACUCCACGCAACGACAACCCCCGAGUCAUCGACUACGAGAUGCUGACGCUGGCAAAGCACCGGAUUCGUGUCCAGCACCAGCCAUGGGUCCGCUUCGGAACGUACUAUCUACUGGCAGAGCUGUCGAAGAAGCCCGUUAGUUUUCGGUCUUGGGGCAAGGACGACCGCACCUCUAACCAGCGCUGUACCCAGCACCCAGCACUGUUUGAGCGAAGGCUGGUUUCCUUGAUCACCACCGAUGAAUGCUCGGCGGCCCGGAUGCUGUACGUGGUGUCACUGCUCAGCAUCCGCACGAUGCUUCUCUGUGGCGGCAUCGCGUUUGUUCCUGCAUACCUGAUUAUCGGCGCAUUCACCAGGCUGUCCACACACCUUAGUGGCCCGAUGCUCGAGGUGAACAACAGUGCCAUCGAUGACGUCUUCCAUACUAUGUAUCAGCUCGAAACAAGAAGCAAAGAGAGUGAGGAGCGCCAGGCCCAGGGACGCGUUCAGGCGGCAUACAGCUCAGUCUUGAAGAAGCUUCAGUCAGAGCUAGGCGAUAAACUCCAGCGGUCCAGCGAGACAAUCGUCUUGCUGAACCUGGCGCUCGCAGAUAUCAGCGAUGAAGAUGUAAAGCGUGCGUGGGGAAUUAUAAAAGGCAAGGAUGCUGUAGGCACAGGGCAGGGCAUCGGUGAGUCGCCUGCUGAAGCUCAGAGCACCGAUGAUGGCUUCAAAAUCGCCGGAAUUGGAACCGAUGCCAAGUCAUUCUGGUCGGUGUGCCAGCGCCAGGCCACGAUUGGCAACGACAUCCACGAGCUUCUCGAGAGCCUUCAGUCGUACGACAUACAAUGGGGCACGACAAUAUGGCUUCUCCAGCUGUUUCUUACAGCAUACAAAGAGGUUACUAGUAUGGUGGUAACAGACGAUGGCGGCAGCCCCUGUAAUUUGUCCCACGAAUCUCCUAGCAAAAUCCGUGGAAUUGCCACUGCACUCUGCUAUUCACCAUUCCAGCCACUAAUCCCUCAACUCUCUACGAAUCCACAAACUUCACGUCACCAGCAGCAGCACCAGCAGCAGCAGCAGCAGAGCGAACACCAGCCCAGACCCCAGCGAAGAGGCCACCUGCAUCUUUGGCAUCGCCCAAAUCAGAAUAGGCAACAGGAACAACCGCAGCAUGAUGUAGCCCAGCAGAAUACCCAAGCUGGGCAACCAAAGCCUACGCUAGGUGAACAAAAGGUGGCCAAAAGACAGAUCCAGAUGCCAAAGAAGCCUUCUAGCAAGGCUGGGUUUGAGCAUGCCUUCUCCACAGGAUGGUCACCACUGGAUUCGGGCAACAAAUCGCAACUCUUUCGCGCCCCACCUGCCUGGUGUACAUGUACUGGGCACUGCACUGGACUCUGCACGCUGGUUGUCGAGGCAUGCAAGAUGUAUAUUUCGCCAUCGCUAUAUCCAUGGACCCCGUACGUGUUCACACAGCAGUUUGCCAGCUACACAUCCGCAGGACCCAAAGGGAGUUCUGAGUUCUGGUCUGUUCCAGAUUCGGUUCGCUUGCUAUGCUCGACCAACAUCGAUGCCGUCAAGGGGCUCAUAGGCAGGAAUGACGGCUGGGGAAAGAUAUUGGACAUUGCUCCAGAUGACAGCAUCAGAGUGAACCUUGGCGAACAGCCCCCACUUCUCAGAGCCGGUACGGUUGGCUCGACAAUGGUGCGCGCCCUGUCGUUUUUGAAAACAGAACACACAAAACCUCCGCCAAACCCAUUUGGGAGACUUCUCUACAGCAAUGUCCCCAAGAUACUUAUCGCUUCGCGGGGUCGCAUCUACGAAUGGAGGUUUGGCAACGGCAGUGAAGGUACCAGCCAUGACGCUGUCAACAAGAUUCUGGGCGAAGUCAAGGGGUACUUCCUCAGUUCCAAUUCCAUUGCCAUUGGCCAUGUUGCGCCCCCUACAGACAGCAAGGAGACACCGCUCAAAGCGACAUCCAGCCAUAGCAGCCACCUUAUGCUACGACACAUCAACUACCAUCGGCAGCUAAAGCGCUUCAGUGUUCCCUCAAAACCGCGCAUGCCCCCGGCGGCUUGGCGCAGAUUCGACCCACCAGGCACAUAGGCGCCGGGUCAUGCCAGCGACCAAUCAUUACACAACGAUUGGCGUCUCCAUUAUUGUAGUUGUCAAUUCAUGCAUGCUGGCCAGUCUGCAUCCCUUUUGAGAAC
This is a messenger RNA of Linderina pennispora, 3019 nucleotides long. RefSeq lists its product as uncharacterized. The transcript has a single exon. The record is from RefSeq and is a predicted model, not a curated record. NCBI's taxonomy places the organism in Eukaryota, Fungi, Kickxellomycota, Kickxellomycetes, Kickxellales, Kickxellaceae. The coding region runs from base 81 to 2915 and encodes 944 amino acids.